AUGAAGCGCCGAGAUGAAUUUCGGGAGCAACAAGCCAUCAAAGCCGUCCAAAGGCACCUCCAUGCCCUUCAAGAGGCUCAAGCAUCAUCGCGCAAGCCCCGCCGGCGGCAGAGCAUCGCCGCGGCUGCAAGUCCCGCGCCGCCUGCCGCCUACUUGACUUUUGAUGCUCCCACAUCCGAGCCUAUCCCUGUACCAUUGCAAGCAGCUGCAACCCCCGUCAGAUCGCGCAGAAAGGCCACAGAGGAUCUGGUCCCCGGCUCCCGUGAAGCGAAACGCCGGCGCGAGGAAGCGGUGCAGCUUGGCUGCGAAGCUCUCGUCGCUGCUGUCGCGCAGGUCCAUGGCCAUGACGACGCUCUGGUUGCCGAAACAGCUCAGGCUGCUGCGCAGAAAUACGUGCCAUCUGUCACAGCUGGCACAGUGGCCCAGAUCCGCCUGCAGUGCACAGCAGAACUGCUGCCCAUUCUUCCAGACCAGACACCGCAGCUUCUUGGAACGGUCGCCCAUCACAAAACCAAGGACAUAUUAGCAACCAUGCCUGGUGUGACGCGCUACGCUGUGCAACAGGCGCGCGCGAACAAUCUGCACUAUGGAGUUGGCCAAAUCGCUCAGCGGACGCCAGCCACGCCGCGCAAGUCGCGCCCUCUAGAUGCGAGCGUCCGCGCAUUCACGCUGGAUCACUCAGUUCCCAGUGCUCACAAGACAAAGGUGGACCCUGUCACUGGUGAGGCGAAGCCUAUCGUCUACCUGGAAACAUCGAUGCGGAAGAUGCACGAAGACGCCCAGAAAAACGGCCUCCUGUGCUCUUGGAGCGUGUUCCAGCGCGCUCUACACGCAGGAGAGUUUAUAUUCCAGCGGCGUGUUCCUGAAAACGGACUUUGCGGCAACUGCCACCGAGCGUUCGCGGUUUUUAGCGAGGAUAUCCCUUUUCUGCUGCAAGAACUGGAACGAUUGACGAUCGCUUUUCCGGACGCACAUACGGCAGGGCUGCGUCUACAAGGGCUGAGGGACCAUCUUUUCGCUUUGACAGCUGAUCCAACCAAGCAUUACGACCACCCCUUCCACUGCCUCGCAUUCGGGUUGGACGACUGCCAGCAGCAGCACCACCUCGGCGUGCUCAGCAGUCCCCAGCCGUGCCCAAUCUGCACCCAAGGCCUCACUACCCUUGCCGAUCUGAGCCUGCACAUCGACGCCCAUCUCCCUCAAAACCCCGGCGAAUGCGCCGAUAUGCAGACCAUCCUGGAGCGAGGAUGCCAAACUCUUCAGCAGUGGGUGGCGCACCUUCUCCGCUCGGCUCAUACUCGAUCCCUCAUCAACAAGACGAUCAACAACCUAGGUCCCGGUCAAGCUGUGUUCUUGUGUGAUUUCAAAAUGAAAAUCAUGCCAGAUAACUAUCGUCAGAGCAGCCAAGCUUUUUUCGCGAAAACUGGGAUCUCUUUUCAUGGAAUAGUGUUCUUUUUCCGUCAACCCAGCACGAACGAAGUAGCCAUGCUUCACUUCGACGCCUGGCUGCCCGAUGAAAAACAGGACUGGAUUCUGAUCAUCCAUCAUCUGCAAGCUGUGUUUGCAGUCAUCAACUCGCUGAUCACAGAGGGACGAGUUCCACCAAUCAAUACUGCCUCUGUUGUUACAGACGCAGGUGCACACUACGUCAACUCGCCAUUCAGCGUCUUCCUAUCCAGUAAGAUGCAUACUCAAGCGAGUUUCGACAUCACCGACCUUUGGCACUUCGAGGCUGGUGAAGGCAAGUCACGCAUCGACCUUCACUUUGCGCACGUCAGCGCAAAGUUCAGCGAGUUCAUGAAAGGUGGCAACUCAAUUAACAACGGCAUGGAUGUCGAAAAAGCGCUCGCUACGAUGCCAGGAACGACUGUCCACCAGCUGCACAUUGACGAAGCGACGCGUCGCCGCCUUCAAAAGGUCCCAAAGAGUAUCCCAACUCUGGAUCAGGCAGGUCACAUCGUGUACAACAACGGUGGCAUGCAGGGAUUCCGACUGAGCGACCGCUGCAUGCUGUUCGAGUACACUGGCGAGCGGCUGCGAGAAGUCUAUCGCCACGACUUCUCGACGCACCUGACCCUUGGCCAGCAGAACAGUCCGCAUUGGAGCAACAACGCCGAACACCACGCCCAGAUUCGGCGUGAACGAGACUCCCACCCCGAGACUGCUGCCGUUUCUCCAGCGACCCCCGAGACUGCUGCC
Molecule: messenger RNA, 2199 nt
Organism: Capsaspora owczarzaki ATCC 30864
Lineage: Eukaryota; Filasterea; Ministeriida; Capsasporidae
Exons: 6
Source: RefSeq, a predicted model, not a curated record